This is a messenger RNA of Cyphellophora attinorum, 747 nucleotides long. RefSeq names its product putative dolichyldiphosphatase. Gene Ontology annotation, biological process: protein N-linked glycosylation; lipid biosynthetic process. The record is from RefSeq and is a predicted model, not a curated record. Gene Ontology annotation, cellular component: endoplasmic reticulum membrane; intracellular membrane-bounded organelle. Lineage: Eukaryota; Fungi; Ascomycota; Eurotiomycetes; Chaetothyriales; Cyphellophoraceae. Gene Ontology annotation, molecular function: dolichyldiphosphatase activity. Bases 1 to 747 code for a protein of 248 amino acids. The transcript has a single exon.
AUGGCAGGCACCGAUCCUCCCAACCUGACAUCCCUCUCCCUGACACACGCCCUCUACGACCCAACAGACCCCAUCUCCCACAUUUCAGCUUAUCUCGCCCUGACGCCGCAAUUCUUCGUCUGCAUCUACGUCACACUCAUCUGGGCGACCCGCGAGGUGGAAGUACUGCUGAUGUUCGCCGGCCAAAUGGCUUGCGAAGCCUUGAAUUUCGUUGCCAAGCGACUGCUAAAGGGCGUGCGACCGACAGAGCACAUCGGCAAAGGCUACGGCAUGCCCUCUUCACACGCCCAGUUCGCUGCCUACUUCUGCCUGCACCUCACACUCUUCCUGGUUCUCCGUCACCAAACCUCCCAACAGACCUCAACAUCACACCGCCCGACGAGCAAGAUUGAGCGCCUUGCCCUCUCGAUCCUCGUCUCCUUUGUUGCCUUCCUCGUCGCCACCUCUCGCAUCUACCUCAACUACCACACACCGUUGCAAGUCUGGACCGGGUUUGGCAUUGGACUGGCGUUUGCGGUUUUGUGGUUCGGUUUCACCACUUAUCUGCGCUCCAACGGCUGGGUGGACUGGGCGCUAGAUACCAAGCUGGCGCGUUUAUUUCGGAUGCGGGAUUUGCUGCUGACGGAGGAUCUGCAGGAUGCGGGGUGGGGGCGGUGGGAAGAGCGACGGAAGGCGGGAAAGCGUGAUGCCGGAAGCGUCCCUGCAAAGGCGAUUGGGACCAAGAAGGAGGGCAAGAAGACGAGGUAA